AGCCAGGCAGAGCUGGGUAUUAUCAAUGCUGCCAUUCACUCAAUCCUGCAGCGAAAUAUCGGCUAAAUACUCCCCUGCGUAAUGGAUAUUUUUACCUCUCGUCAUAUCGUUUAAAGGAGAAACGUUCUGUGUUUUUAAGAUAAACAUGAAUUCUCAUGUUAUCACCCCAGGACCGUACCGGGCCACCAAACUUUGGAAUGAGGUGACUCGCUUGUUUCGGGCUGGUAUGCCCCUCAGAAAACACCGCCAAAGCUUCCGGCACUACGCCUCUUGCUUCACCGCCUCAGCCGCUGUGGAGUGGAUGCACCAGCUGCUAUGUAACAACAGCAAUUUUGGCCCCGAUGUCACCAGGCAGCAGACAGUGCAGCUCCUGAAGAAGUUUCUAAAGAACCACGUGAUCGAAGACGUGAAGGGUCGUUGGGGCUCCGAGGAUUUGGAGGACAACAACACUCUGUACAGAUUCCCCACCACUUCCCCUCUGAAACCAAUUCCCUGUCCAGUUUCAGGCUCGGCUCCUGGCUCUGUUAAGAAAAGGCCUUCAUUCAGGGACAGGGAAGGUUUCUUCAAGUUUAGGGGUAUCAAGAAGCAACAUGAGAAGGAGACGCAGGAAAAUGUAGAUCCUGCUCUCCAAGCAGGAGGAGAGAAUCAGCCAAUAGGAGAGCAGCAGGUGCCAAGGCGAGAGCUGACAGUUGAGGAUGAACAGGAGAUUUGGAGAGACAUCACCAUGACCCACCUGCAGAGGAUUCUGAGCGUUGCAUCUCUGGAUGAGGUUUUAGACCAGCGUUAUGUGAACCCGCAGAACAUCCUCCAUAAUAUGAACAACGUCAACAAGCAUGGGGUGGUCACUCUGGACGACAAAACUAAUGACCUCCCACACUGGGUUCUGUCUGCCAUGAAGAGCCUGGCCAACUGGCCAAAGUACGACAGCGCACAGCCGUCCUAUCCCGGCUUUGAGAGAGACGUCUUUAAAACUGUGUCAGAUUACUUCUACAGCCUUCCGCAGCCUGUACUCACAUAUGAGCUGUAUGAACUGUUCAUCAACGUCCUGGUGUUUUGCGGGUACGUCGCAGCGCCCAACACGAUACACCAACGUGGGAAACGCAAGAAGCUCGACCUCCCCUCGGCCCCACCUCCAGCCAAGACUUCCUUCCGCUCCACGGAGUGUCUCCUCCUGUCCCUGCUCAGACAGGGAGGGUGUGACGAGACGGAGUCCCCAAUGACAGAGGUGCUCGGUGGGAAGCUUCAGUCGCGGUUGGCGGCGCUGAAAGGCGGCGAGGGUCAGUUGGGAGGCAGCUGCACCAGUCUGAGUACAGCUUCUUUUUCGAGGCCUCGAACCAGGAGUUGCUCACUUGAAACUAUCCUAGAUGACUCUGCCCCUCUCACCAGGCAACAGCUGUUUCUGUCCAAUGAGAGCCUGGCGUCCUGCACCCAUAGCAACAUGAACCAGGAUGACAGUAUAGCAAACACAAGUCAUACAGACCAUACCUCUGUUUCCAAAUCAACCCCUUUUACCUCAGGAGCCAAAAUCAGAAAUAGACUCUCAAUUGCACAGAGGUCCCGCUUCCUGCGACCACGCAGCAUGGGCAGCUGUUUAGACAUUGUCAUAGAAACAAAGGAGGAAGACGUCAAAGAGUCCAAGUUGCAAGAUCGCGCGACCAGCUGCAUCAACGUGAACACUCCCGCAGACCAGCAUCACUUCUCCUCCUCAGCUUCACGCCCUCCUUCGUUGCCCUCCUAUACUCCCGCCUUUUCCUCCUAUGCUCCUUUCUCCUCCUCCUUCUCACUUGCUUCGGCCAAAGUACAAGGCUCCCGUGCAACUACAGGACCCAGCGGGCCCAGACCCGCCUCCAGCACCUCUAAUCUCUGGACGCUCCCUGCACCUGCUGUUGUCCGCCGCUGCCUCAGCUCCCUCGAUGUGUCGAAGCUGCAUCGACCUGUUUCACUGUUCAAACCGCCUGUCUGUGUUCCCACACAACCCAAUGCUGAGCACAGCGUUCUCCAGCCUCAGUGCGAGCGCGUGGCCAUCGAGGCCCUGCAGCUUUGCACCCUCCUCCUCCCCCCAAGCUCCCGCAGGAAGUUGCAGCUCCUCAUGAGGAUGAUGUCACGCAUCAGCCAGAACGUUGACAUGCCCCGCCUCCACCCUGCUAUCGGCACCCGCACACUGAUGGUUCACACGUUUUCCGGCUGCGUCCUGGGCAGCGCUGAGGAGUGUGAUUUGGACGAGCUGUUAGCUACCAGACUGGUGUCAUUUCUAAUGGACCAUCAAGAAAGCAUCCUCUCAGUGCCAGAGUACCUGCGCAGUGCUAUCAAUGACCACAUACAGUAUCUGCGCGCCGUACAGGUCCCGAUGGAUGCUGUUUCUAAUGUGGAAGCUUCCGAUGCGGUCUGCGCUCCGAUGCCCAUGUACGCCUUCUGCCGCCAGAUCAGCGGCGCUGAGUUUGAACAGCAAAAGCUGGAAUCUUCCCAGAGGGCCAUGGAGGAGUUGCUUGAGAUGCUGCUGAACAACAAAAACAUGAGCGAGAAGGACAGACGCAAGAAACUGAAGCAGUUUCAGAAGCAGUACCCAGACAUCUACAGUCGCCAGGUUCCUUCCUCAGGCAAGGAAAGUAAGAACAACAUCAAACCGAAGAUUAAACCUCCACUCCUCACCAUCAAGAAGACCAAAGCUUUCAGUAUCAGGAACUAACCAUACAGGUUGGCAGCAUUAUAGAAGCCGCAGCCUGUCCGCUGCAAUAUAACCACACUGAUACUGUGUGUGUGUGUGUGUGUGUGUGUGUGUGUGUGUGUGUGUGUGUGUGUGUGUGUGUGUGUGUGUGUGUGUGUGUGUGUGUGUGUGUGUGUGUGUG
This is a messenger RNA of Eleginops maclovinus (Patagonian blennie), 2846 nucleotides long. RefSeq names its product DEP domain containing 1a (gene depdc1). NCBI's taxonomy places the organism in Eukaryota, Metazoa, Chordata, Actinopteri, Perciformes, Eleginopidae. The transcript is spliced from 12 exons. Gene Ontology annotation, biological process: intracellular signal transduction. The record is from RefSeq and is a predicted model, not a curated record. Bases 146 to 2686 code for a protein of 846 amino acids.